GGGCCAGGGCCAGGCAGGAAGGCCACGGGCACGGGCACAGCAGACACAGGGAGCGCCUGGGCCGCCCCACCCCACCCCGACCCUCCCCACGCCAGCCACUCACGGGGCCUCUCUUCUCUCUCCCCGCUCGGCCGCUGCCUGCACAGUCUCUCCCAAGAACUUCAAGGUGAAGAUGAUCAUGAAGACGUCCGUUCUGCUCAGCUGGGAGUUCCCCGAUAAUUACAACUCACCCACGCCCUACAAGAUCCAGUACAACGGGCUCACACUGGACGUGGAUGGCCGCACCACGAAGAAACUCAUCACACACCUCAAACCUCACACCUUCUACAACUUCGUGCUGACCAAUCGCGGCAGCAGCUUGGGUGGCCUCCAGCAGACGGUCACCGCCUGGACCGCCUUCAACCUGCUCAGCAGCAAACCCAGCGUCGCUCCUAAGCCUGACGCCGAUGGCUUCAUCAUGGUUUAUCUGCCCGAUGGCCAGAGCCCCGUGCCUGUCCAGAGCUACUUCAUUGUGAUGGUGCCACUGCGCAAGUCUCGUGGAGGCCAGUUCCUGACCCCACUAGGUAGCCCAGAGGACAUGGAUCUGGAGGAGCUCAUCCAAGACAUCUCCCGGCUGCAGAGGCGCAGCCUGCGGCACUCGCGCCAGCUGGAGGUGCCCCGGCCCUACAUUGCAGCUCGCUUCUCCGUUCUGCCACCCACCUUCCAUCCUGGUGACCAGAAGCAGUACGGUGGCUUUGACAACCGGGGUCUGGAGCCUGGCCACCGAUAUGUUCUCUUUGUGCUUGCUGUGCUACAGAAGAGCGAGCCUACAUUUGCAGCCAGUCCCUUCUCAGACCCCUUCCAGCUGGAUAACCCAGACCCUCAGCCCAUCGUGGACGGCGAGGAGGGGCUCAUCUGGGUGAUCGGGCCCGUGCUGGCUGUGGUCUUCAUCAUCUGCAUUGUUAUCGCCAUUCUGCUCUACAAGAACAAACCCGACAGUAAGCGCAAGGACUCAGAGCCCCGCACCAAAUGCCUCCUGAACAAUGCCGACCUCGCCCCCCACCACCCCAAGGACCCCGUGGAAAUGCGACGUAUUAACUUCCAGACUCCAGAUUCAGGCCUCAGCAGCCCCCUCAGGGAGCCGGGGUUUCGCUUUGAAAGCAUGCUCAGCCACCCACCAAUCCCCAUCGCUGACAUGGCAGAGCACACGGAGCGCCUCAAGGCCAAUGACAGCCUCAAGCUGUCCCAGGAGUAUGAGUCCAUCGAUCCUGGACAGCAGUUCACAUGGGAACAUUCCAACCUGGAAGUGAACAAGCCGAAAAACCGCUAUGCCAAUGUCAUUGCUUAUGACCACUCCCGUGUCAUCCUGCAACCCAUCGAAGGCAUCAUGGGCAGUGAUUAUAUCAAUGCCAACUACGUGGACGGCUACCGGCGGCAGAACGCAUACAUCGCCACACAGGGACCCCUGCCUGAGACCUUCGGUGACUUCUGGCGAAUGGUGUGGGAGCAGCGCUCAGCCACUAUCGUCAUGAUGACGCGGCUGGAGGAGAAGUCACGGAUUAAGUGUGAUCAGUACUGGCCCAAUAGAGGCACAGAGACCUACGGCUUCAUUCAGGUCACAUUGCUGGACACCAUCGAGCUGGCCACAUUCUGCGUGAGGACAUUCUCCCUGCACAAGAAUGGCUCCAGUGAGAAACGUGAGGUCCGCCAGUUCCAGUUCACAGCGUGGCCAGAUCAUGGAGUGCCUGAGUACCCAACACCCUUCCUGGCUUUCCUGCGGAGAGUGAAGACCUGCAACCCACCCGACGCCGGCCCCAUCGUGGUCCACUGCAGCGCUGGUGUGGGCCGCACAGGCUGCUUCAUUGUCAUCGACGCCAUGCUGGAGCGGAUCAAGCCAGAGAAGACAGUGGAUGUGUAUGGCCACGUGACGCUCAUGCGGUCGCAGCGCAACUACAUGGUACAGACUGAGGACCAGUACAGCUUCAUCCACGAGGCACUGCUGGAGGCCGUGGGCUGUGGCAACACAGAGGUGCCCGCCCGCAGCCUCUACGCCUACAUCCAGAAGCUGGCCCAGGUGGAGCCUGGCGAGCACGUCACGGGCAUGGAGCUCGAGUUCAAGCGUCUGGCCAACUCCAAGGCCCACACAUCCCGCUUCAUUAGUGCCAAUCUGCCUUGUAACAAGUUCAAGAACCGGCUGGUGAACAUCAUGCCCUACGAGAGCACACGGGUCUGUUUGCAGCCCAUCCGGGGCGUGGAGGGCUCUGACUACAUCAAUGCCAGCUUCAUUGACGGCUACAGGCAGCAGAAGGCCUACAUCGCCACGCAGGGGCCUCUGGCAGAGACCACGGAAGACUUCUGGCGCAUGCUCUGGGAAAACAACUCAACCAUCGUGGUGAUGCUGACCAAGCUGCGGGAGAUGGGCCGGGAGAAGUGUCAUCAGUACUGGCCAGCAGAGCGCUCUGCCCGUUACCAGUACUUCGUGGUGGAUCCAAUGGCAGAAUACAACAUGCCUCAGUAUAUCCUGCGGGAGUUCAAGGUCACAGAUGCCCGGGACGGCCAGUCCCGGACUGUCCGACAGUUUCAGUUCACAGACUGGCCGGAACAGGGUGUGCCAAAGUCGGGGGAGGGCUUCAUUGACUUCAUCGGCCAAGUGCAUAAGACCAAGGAGCAGUUUGGCCAGGAUGGUCCCAUCUCUGUCCACUGCAGUGCCGGCGUGGGCAGGACAGGGGUCUUCAUCACUCUCAGCAUCGUGCUGGAACGGAUGCGGUAUGAAGGCGUGGUGGACAUCUUUCAGACAGUGAAGAUGCUGCGGACCCAGCGGCCAGCCAUGGUGCAGACAGAGGACGAGUACCAGUUCUGUUACCAGGCGGCACUGGAGUACCUCGGAAGCUUUGACCACUAUGCAACCUAAAGCCAUGGUCCCCCCUGGCCCGACACCACCGGCCCCAGAUGCCUCUGCCCACACUGGGUGGACCCUCGGAGGCCUGACCCGCAGCGGGCAGGGCAGGAGGCAGCGGCGGCAGCUGCAUUUCUGCGCAGUCUCUGAGGAUGACGCAGCCCCUCAAGCCCCCGCACGGCCCCAGCCGACCCUGCGACCUCCCUGGCCCCGGCCGCUGCCUUCAAAUACUUGGCACAUUCCUCAUUUCCUUUUGAUUCCAAAACAAGAGGUUCCGGAGUGGGGGUGGGGGGGUGGUUAGCAAACAGGGGUGCUCCCAGGACCAGAGGGUGGGGCACAGACCGUGGACUGAGCCCUUGUCCUCCCUGGGGACCCUGCCCUACAGCCUGGGGGCGCUGGGCUUGGGGGCAGAAUCCAGCUUUCUUUUAAAACUCAGUGUAACUGUAUCCUGUGACACUUCCUUUUUUUUUUUUUUUAAAUAGUGUAUUUUUUUUUUCCCAUUUUUUUUAAAAGAAGAAACAAACAAAAAAGACUUGUCAGUCAAUGAAUUUAAAGAGAACAACUUUGCUUAUUCAUAUUCUGUUCAAAGACAGUCUAUUUUUUCACUGUAGAAAACGUCCUUGUGUGAUAGUUAUGUUUGCAGACGCGUGUGCUGGGCCCACGGCUGUCCCUUUGGCUUUUUUUUUUCUUAUUGUCAUCAGACAGUGUGCCUCGCUUAUGGACGAAUGGGACAUCCUUUUUGCGCCUGGCUUUUCUUCCCUUUUUGCUUUUUUAUUUCCCCUACUUUGUUUCAUUUUUUUUUUAAUUACAUUUUUAGACAUAUCAAGUACGGUUCUGAGGGUGGGGUAAUGGGGGGGACUCAGGCCCACCAGCGUCAGAUUUGAACCCACCAGGGGAGGGGGUGACACGCUACUGAGGAGAUGGCAGUCCCCAGCCCACCCCACCCCCAUGGCAGCCUGAGCUCCUUAUCUCAGAAGGGUCCUGCUUCUUUGGUGAGAGUGGCCGUGUGCUGCCCCGCAUCAGGGACCCAUUCCCCCUGGGACUGUGGGGUAGUUUGGGGGCAGAAGUAGAAGGAUGGGAUUCCCCCACCCCAAGCAAGUGAGUUUUUCUCUUUGUACAAGAGCAGAUCUGACGUUGCUUUCAACACUGUUUAUUCCAACGGAAGCAGCUGGGUGGUUUUCCCACCUCUGUGUAUGUAGAUAUAUCAACUUUGUAUAAAGGAAGAUCAUCCGACCCUG
Galeopterus variegatus (Sunda flying lemur) is the source of this 4113-nucleotide messenger RNA. RefSeq names its product receptor-type tyrosine-protein phosphatase S-like. Gene Ontology annotation, molecular function: protein tyrosine phosphatase activity; protein binding. The record is from RefSeq and is a predicted model, not a curated record. NCBI's taxonomy places the organism in Eukaryota, Metazoa, Chordata, Mammalia, Dermoptera, Cynocephalidae. Gene Ontology annotation, biological process: protein dephosphorylation. The transcript has 20 exons. The coding region runs from base 173 to 2890 and encodes 905 amino acids.